AGUUUUCAUACAAUUUUAUCACCAUUUGUCAAAAAUUUCAUUAAAAAGACUAAAAGACUGAAAAAUGGCACAGAACUCUACUUUAAUAACGUUAUCCCAAAUGGUGGACCUUUCGAUUAACGAGUCUGUAAUUAAUUUUCAAAUUCUACAAGUCUUGCUGCACGUGAUAAUUCAGCAACUGACACUAAAUGACCUGGCUGUAGAAUUUAGAGGUCCUGAUAGCGAUCGCGUCCAGGCAAUAAUAGCUACAAACAAAACCACUACUAAAGUGUACCCAGAGUACACGGUUAUCGGUGGCAAAGACAGGAAAAAAUCUACUGGUAAUAAGAAAAAAAUCAGCUUACAAGACAUUACAAAAGUAAAGCAAAGUGAAGAAAAGAAAGAAAAGGAACUCCGGGUAAUCGAACGACGAAAAGAUUCCAGGGAAGAUCCCGAUCCGAACCCUCUACCCUUAAAGUCACCUCAAGGUAGCUUGGUCGGAGUUAACACGGUCGUCUUAAUCGAUUCUAAGUCCGCUCUACCUCAGUACACAGUUGCUUUGAGCAAAACUGCGUUCGACGGCGUGCUGAACGAGCUGGACAAUCUGAAAGAAGAAAUCAAGGAACUGAGAGAACUGCCCUCAAACUUUGGUUUAAUACAAUCCACGAGAGACUCAACGGGACCCAUCGUAGACAUGUACCAAAAUCUCAGAUUGGCCAAAAGGAUGGAUGCCACCGAAAUAACAAUACAGAAACUAGGCUCUUUGGUGGAGGAUUUAGCUAGAAGCGAAUUAGGUGCUGAUGUCCAACAAAGAGUCCAAGAGGUUAAAAUGUCAAUCGAUCAGUCUAGUUUUGCUAGUGAUAGAAAGGGAAGUGUGUUCGGAAACCUAGAAACCCGCGUCGCACACUUAGAAACUUCUGUUAAAGAGCUUAAGAAAACAGGUGUCGUUGCAGCACCGGUGGACCACACUCGAGCAGAAACCGCUAGUGUUGCUAAAGGCGAAACGGCUAGUGUUGCUAAAGGCGAAACGGCUAGUGUUGCUAGAGGCGAAACGGCUAGUGUUGUUAAAAGCGAAACGGCUAGUAUUGCUAAAAGCGAAACGGCUAGCGUUGCUAGAAGUGAAGUAAAGAGCGAAGGGAGAGGUACAGUACAAGGUAGCGUAGCUCCAGAAACACCGAGUAGAAAGAGUACUGCGAAAAGUGACGUGAUCAAAGUGCUUAGCCCUCAAGAACCAUUUACUAGUGUCGUCGAAAAUGUCGAACUAAGCGAAUUGACACCGACAGAUGCUGUAGCGAUGAUACAGGAAGAGUUUCAUAAUCUGUCUAAAUGGAUGAUCAGUAGUAUUAAAGAGAUAGAGCAAAGUAAAGUAACUGGAGAAGCGGAAGGAGAUGAAGUAAGUACAGCUGUCGUCGAGAAGAAAUUCAAACAAUACGCCCAGGAGUUGGCAGACAUGAAUGAUUUAUAUAACAAUCAAAUAAAAUUACUAAACGAGCAAUUCGCCAGUGUGCAAGACGAUAUAAAUGACGUCUACACGAAACUCGAAGUGGUACUUCCGGGAGGAGAUUCCACCGGUGUGGGUGCCGAAACAACCGCGGAUUUAGCCAGCAAACUUGUUCUUCUUGAGAAAGAAAUCAUCACGAUUUCCGAGCAAGCGCAAAAUUUAGUGGAAGGAAGAGAUGAGCGCGACAAACAAACACAAGCCAUUAUGGAACAGCUUGACGUGCUGAAGAUCGUUAAAGCGAAUCGUGAAGAUCUAGAAGAUGCACUGGGAGAAAAAGCUGAUGCUUGUAUGAUCAAUAGGAAAGUGUCUCAUGAUCAGUUCGAUGCUGCAUGCGACGAUUUGUCGAAAGGCAUAGAAGAGGCUUUGAACAAACUGGAAGAACAAGCAGAAAUGUGGCAACAAGCUCUCGAUUCCAUUCAGAAGGAAGUCGGCAAUAAACUUGACAAGAUGGAAGUGGAUCCAUUGCGAGAUUUCGUUAAUAGUAAACUUAAAGCUCUGCAGGAGAAGUUCAAGUCUUUGACCGCUCUCAAGAGAGAGCAAGAAGCCGCAGGCACCAAGACCAAACUUCUGAGGAAUGUUAACUGUAUAUCUUGCGAUAAAGAUGUAGUAAUGAGGAGAGAAAUGGAUCAGUCGUUGAAGCCGAAGGCUUAUGCUAUGCCACCUAGCAGAAAUAUGGCUCCUUAUCUUGCAUAUGAGUUGGAUCAACUGAGGAAACAACAGAAAUGUGUGCCCGGUAGCAAAAAUUUGAACUUCAUAGAAACAGCACUAAAAACGCGAGGACAAAAAGAAAAAGAUCACAUCUGUAACCGAUAUUGUGGCGGCAGUCACACUGUGACAACCCCGCAGCAGAGAGUUACAAGAUUGGGACACUUCCUAGAACAGUGGGGACCCGAAAUAUCUCCCUUGCAAGAUGAAUACAUUAAAGGAAUUGAUAAUCACAUGUAUAAAUCUAGAGAUGAGAACCUCUAUAAGAAGACGAAUAAGCGAGAGGGCCAACAAGGCCGAAUCAGCAAAGGUGCAGCUCAGCCUGAAUCGGACAAACCACAGCAAGAUCGUUCUACUCUUAUUAAUGCUGAAGCACAAGGUGCUAUCGCAAGUGAAGAAGAAUCCAAAGCCAUGGGACCUGACAAACAAGUUAACAACAUCGGUGCUGUGCCGGUAGACCCUCAGCAAAUCCAAUUGAGAGCUUCCCAGACACAAUAGGCAAAAGGCCAUUAGUAAAACUGGCACAGAUUAACGUUGAGCUUGGAAGACGAAUGUACUUCACGAUCUAUCAAGCUAAUUUGUCAAAAUUCAUGAAUUAUCUAGAAGACUGUGUAAAUUUUAGUGGAAUAAAAGUCAAAUUUGUAUCGUAAA
Messenger RNA from Zophobas morio, 2836 nucleotides. RefSeq lists its product as uncharacterized. NCBI's taxonomy places the organism in Eukaryota, Metazoa, Arthropoda, Insecta, Coleoptera, Tenebrionidae. Bases 65 to 2683 code for a protein of 872 amino acids. The transcript is spliced from 15 exons. The record is from RefSeq and is a predicted model, not a curated record.